Tarenaya hassleriana is the source of this 2601-nucleotide messenger RNA. Its product is annotated as two-component response regulator-like APRR7. Lineage: Eukaryota; Viridiplantae; Streptophyta; Magnoliopsida; Brassicales; Cleomaceae. The transcript is spliced from 9 exons. Gene Ontology annotation, molecular function: protein binding. Bases 134 to 2239 code for a protein of 701 amino acids. The record is from RefSeq and is a predicted model, not a curated record. Gene Ontology annotation, biological process: cytokinin-activated signaling pathway; phosphorelay signal transduction system.
AUCGGUGAUACCGUUCUCUUCUCCGAUCUCCACUUUCCGAGAGACAUGAUCCCAAAGAAGCAACAUUUCACUGUGUUUGUCUUUUUCUGAAGCAGAAAAAGCCUUGAGUUCUGUAGUAGCGGAAUUGGUUCAGAUGAACGUUGAUGGGGACGGGAAGGAUAGGCAUGGGAUGAAUCACCAAAUGCAUGGUGGAAAAACAAGGGAAACCAUGUAUGAUAGGUUUGAGAUUCAGGCAGGGAGACAGCAUGAAGAUGAUAAAGUCAACGAUGAUGCAAGGGAUGGGAGUUUGGGGGCUGUGGGUGCCUCAGCUGCAAUUCAGAUCCCACACACUCAGCAUCAGACAGCAGAAACUGUUUGUUGGGAAAGGUUUCUUCAUGUGAGAUCCAUUAGGGUUCUGCUUGUGGAAAAUGAUGACUCAACUCGUCAUGUGGUUACUGCACUGCUCCGGAACUGUAGUUAUGAAGUUGUUGAGGCAGCAAAUGGUAUACAAGCUUUGAAGAUAUUAGCAGAUAUGAACAAUCAUAUUGAUAUUGUGUUAACGGAGGUAGUCAUGCCUUAUUUAUCUGGUAUUGGUCUCUUAUGCAAGAUUUUGAGCCACAAAACCCGUCGAAACAUCCCUGUCAUAAUGAUGUCAUCUCAUGACUCGAUGGGGGUGGUCUUUAAAUGCUUAUCGAAAGGUGCUGUUGACUUUCUGGUUAAGCCGAUCAGAAAAAAUGAGCUUAAGAACCUUUGGCAACAUGUUUGGAGAAGAUGUCAUAGUUCCAGCGGCAGCGGGAGUGAAAGCGGAACACAAACUCAAAAGUCUGUGAAAUCAAAGAGCGUUGAAAAUUCUGGUAAUGAUUCAGGCAGCAAUGAUGAGAAUGAAAACGGGAUCAAUGGCUUGAAUGUUUGUGAUGGAAGCAGUGAUGGGAGUGGCAUUCAGAGCUCUUGGACGAAACAGGCCGUGGAAGUAGACAGCCCAAGGCCGGAAUCUCCUCGGGAUCGAGCUGAUAGCACUUGUGCUCAAGUGAUACAUUCCAAUGCUGAGGGUCCCAUUACUCAGUUGGUUGCAGCAGCACAUGCAGACAAGGAGCCUCAAAAACAGGAUGACAACUUAGAUGUCACAAUGCGUAUAGACAUUGACCCACAACUUGAGCCAAAAGAUGAAGCCCUGAUCAGAAUUGCCGGCAACAAAAGACAGGAUAAUCAACUUGAAAGGAGCUCUAGUAAAUGGAAGAUGAAAGUCAGAAAAGGACCGUUGGAUCUCAACAGUGAAAGCCCUUUGAGUAAACCAAUGCAUGGAGAUGGAAGCUCGGGUUUCAUCGCGAAAUCUAGACACCUCCAAGAUAAUCAGGACCCUGAGGCACCGAAUACACAUUGCAAAGCUUUAGACACUGAGGAAGGUGCUGGCAACAAUUCUGAAGAACUCCUAUAUGCUGAACAUGGUCCAAAGAGGCUUAGAGCAGUUAAAGAUGAUGAGAUAAUGGUAAAUGAUGACAGGAAUGUGUUCAGACCUUCCGAAAGUUCAGCCUUCUCAAGGUAUAAUCCAUCCUCGAAUGCCAAUAAACCGUCCAGUGGCAAUGCCGGAAGCAACUCUCUUCAUGACAAUAUUCAAGAUGUUACCAAAAAGGCUUCAGUAUGCGAUUGUCAUUCAAACUUGAACGAUGGCCCCCCAAAUCAUUACUCCCAUGUCGGGAGCAGUAACAUCGAUAUGAGCUCCACGACAGAGAAUGCCUUCACAAAGCCAGGAGGGGCUCCAAAGAUAAAUCCAGCGGUAUCUUCAUCGGUCAAGCAUUCGUCAUUAAAGCCACGUGAUCAUCAUGCCCAUCUUGUCCACAUCAGUCACCGGAAGCUACCCCACUGUGGAUCCUCAAAUGUUUACAACGAGGCGGUUGAAGGAAAUGCUGUGAAUUACAGCGUGAAUGGAAGUGUCUCAGGUAGUAAUCAUGGAAGCAACUGCCCGAACGGAAGCACCACUGCUGUGAAUGUUGGAGGAGUGAAUAUGGAAUGUGAUAACAAUGCCGGGGCAAGUGGAAGUGGAAACGGAACAGAUGAAACUAUGAUUUCGCAAAGAGAAGCUGCUCUGACAAAGUUCCGUGAGAAGAGGAAGGAGAGGUGCUUCAGGAAAAAGGUACGAUACCACAGCCGGAAACAACUCGCUGAACAACGGCCCCGUGUCCGCGGACAGUUUGUUCGCAAAUCAGCCGUGGCAGCGAACAACGACGAGGAUACAAGCAAAGCUGAAGAAGAAGUUAACUGAAAUCAGACAAAACCAGACAGUACAUUCAUCUUAGAACAUGAACAGCUCGCCUUUGCCGGUAUCCAGAUUUCUCUUGUUUGAUCUUUUAUCCUUUUUUUGUAACAUUACCUGUUCUGGAAUUUGAUCCUUGUGAUACCCUUGGUGAAACCCUACACUAUAUUUUUAUCUUUUUUUUGUCGAUUCUUCGUUGUCUAAUCUUUGUGGGUUUAGGACAAAGAUUGUUCAAUUGACUUUUGGGAAUGUAAAACUCUGAUCUGUUGUUUACUUCAGUUAGUUCCACAAUGAUCGGAGACAUUUGUACGGAGGUUGGAUCGAGUUUUUACCGUUUUGUAACAGAAUAAUUUACCGAAUAUUUACAAGUA